AUGCCUACCGUCCACUUGCUAGACUACGUUGCGGGAAACAUCCGUUCCUUGGUUAAUGCGAUUAACCAAGUCGGAUAUGAUGUGGAAUGGGUUAAAUCCCCAGAGGAUGUGAAGAAUGCUGAUGUUAGCCAAAUGCCCCGAACCAACUUCACCGUGAAACUGAUACUCCCUGGCGUUGGCCAUUUUGGCCAUUGUCUCUCUCAACUGGACAAAGGAGGAUUUUUGGAGCCCAUCCGACAGCACAUCGAAGCGGGGAAGCCUUUUAUGGGGAUCUGUGUUGGUCUGCAAGCCCUUUUCCAGGGCUCAGAGGAGGACAACGACGUUCCAGGGCUUGGCGUGAUUCCUAUGCGCAUUCAAAAAUUCGACGACACAUCGAAGAGUGUACCGCACAUUGGAUGGAAUUCUGCAAUCAACACUGGAUCCGAUGGGACAAAACAUGAAAGCUUUUAUGGUCUGAGGCCGACCAGCAAGUAUUAUUACGUCCACUCCUAUGCGGCCCCCUACAACCCGGGUGUAUUGGAAAGUGACGGCUGGUCUGUGGCUACAGCCAAAUAUGGCGAAGAAGAAUUCAUCGGUGCUAUCAGUCGGGGUAACAUUUUUGGCGCCCAAUUUCACCCGGAGAAGAGUGGCGUGGCUGGGCUAAGGGCCAUACGUGCAUUCUUGAACGGCGAUCAAUUCCAGUCGCUCCCACAGGACCUGAUCACCGGCAAAGAAAAUGGGCUCACUCGUCGCGUUAUUGCUUGCCUUGAUGUUCGGACAAACGACUCUGGUGACCUGGUUGUCACCAAGGGUGACCAAUAUGAUGUCCGAGAGAAGAGUGGAGCAGACGCCGGCGGCAGCGUUCGUAACCUCGGCAAGCCUGUUGACAUGGCUAAGAAAUAUUACGAGCAAGGAGCAGAUGAAGUGACCUUUUUGAACAUCACAUCCUUCCGAAACUGCCCCAUUGCUGAUACGCCUAUGCUUGAAAUCCUGCGACGAACAUCGGAGACGGUCUUUGUGCCUUUGACCAUUGGUGGAGGAAUCAAAGACACCGUCGACACUGAUGGUACCCGGGUCCCUGCUCUGGACGUGGCAACGAUGUAUUUCAAAUCUGGAGCCGAUAAAGUCAGCGUUGGCUCUGAUUCUGUCUUUGCCGCUGAGGACUAUAUUCACGCCGGUAAGAAGUUGAGUGGCCAAACCGCAAUUGAGACGAUAUCAAAGGCCUACGGAAAGCAGGCUGUUGUGGUGAGCGUCGACCCCAAGCGGGUAUAUGUGGAUAAGCCAGAAGACACCCACCACCACACAAUCAAGACCCAAUUCCCCAAUUCAAAUGGGCAAACUUUCUGCUGGUACCAGUGCACUGUCAAAGGUGGCAGAGAAACUCGCGAUAUCGAUGUGCGACAACUUGUGCAGGCCGUUGAGGCCAUGGGAGCUGGUGAAAUUCUUCUGAAUUGCAUUGAUAAAGAUGGAAGCAACAGUGGAUUUGAUCUGGAAUUGAUCAGAGAUGUCAAAGCUUCGAUCAAAAUUCCAGUCAUCGCUUCAAGUGGGGCUGGCGUACCUGCCCACUUUGCAGAGGUCUUCAACAAAACCACCACUGAUGCAGCAUUGGGAGCAGGAAUGUUCCACCGAGGUGAAUAUACCGUGACUCAAGUGAAAGAUCACCUUCAAACUGAGGGGUUCUUGGUCCGCCAAUUUGAGGCUGAGAUCUAA
Molecule: messenger RNA, 1689 nt
Organism: Penicillium expansum
Lineage: Eukaryota; Fungi; Ascomycota; Eurotiomycetes; Eurotiales; Aspergillaceae
Product: imidazoleglycerol-phosphate synthase
Exons: 3
Coding region: 1-1689 (562 amino acids)
Biological process (GO): L-histidine biosynthetic process
Molecular function (GO): oxo-acid-lyase activity; imidazoleglycerol-phosphate synthase activity
Source: RefSeq, a predicted model, not a curated record